AUGAGAAGGAACUCAAGGUGGCCUCCAGGUCUCAAUCCGAUCGAGCAAGUCCGGACCGUGGAGGCUCCAGCUCACAACUUACAGGAAUUGCUGCAGAAGUCUGGGUGCCAGAUCCACAGCACACCUUCAGAGGUCUUGUGGAGUCGACGAGUCAGAGCUGUUCUGGUGGAACGAGGAGGAUUUAGACAAUAUUAUGCUGGAGAUCCCCCUACACGCCUGCAGAUCCCCCUACACGCCUGCAGAUCCCCCUACACGCCUGCAGAUCCCCCUACACGCCUGCAGAUCCGCCUGCAGAUCCCCCUACACGCCUGCAGAUCCCCCUACACGCCUGCAGAUCCGCCUGCAGAUCCCCCUACACGCCUGCAGAUCCCCCUACACGCCUGCAGAUCCGCCUGCAGAUCCCCCUACACGCCUGCAGACCCCCCUACUCGCCUGCAGACCCGCCUGCAGAUCCCCCUACACGCCUGCAGAUCCCCCUACACGCCUGCAGAUCCGCCUGCAGAUCCCCCUACACGCCAGCAGACCCCCCUACACGCCUGCAGAUCCGCCUGCAGAUCCCCCUACACGCCUGCAGAUCCCCCUACACGCCUGCAGAUCCCCCUACACGCCUGCAGAUCCCCCUACACGCCUGCAGAUCCCCCUACACGCCCCCUACACGCCUGCAGAUCCCCCUACAUCCCCCUACUCGCCUGCAGAUCCCCCUACACGCCUGCAGAUCCGCCUGCAGAUCCCCCUACACGCCUGCAGAUCCGCCUGCAGAUCCCCCUACACGCCUGCAGAUCCGCCUGCAGAUCCCCCUACACGCCUGCAGAUCCGCCUGCAGAUCCCCCUACACGCCUGCAGAUCCCCCUACAUCCCCCUACACGCCUGCAGAUCCCCCUACAUCCCCCUACACGCCUGCAGAUCCCCCUACAUCCCCCUACACGCCUGCAGAUCCCCCUACAUCCCCCUACACGCCUGCAGAUCCCCCUACAUCCCCCUACACGCCUGCAGAUCCCCCUACAUCCCCCUACACGCCUGCAGAUCCCCCUACAUCCCCCUACACGCCUGCAGAUCCCCCUACAUCCCCCUACACGCCUGCAGAUCCCCCUACAUCCCCCUACACGCCUGCAGAUCCCCCUACAUCCCCCUACACGCCUGCAGAUCCCCCUACAUCCCCCUACACGCCUGCAGAUCCCCCUACAUCCCCCUACACGCCUGCAGAUCCCCCUACAUCCCCCUACACGCCUGCAGAUCCCCCUACAUCCCCCUACACGCCUGCAGAUCCCCCUACAUCCCCCUACACGCCUGCAGAUCCCCCUACAUCCCCCUACACGCCUGCAGAUCCCCCUACAUCCCCCUACACGCCUGCAGAUCCCCCUACAUCCCCCUACACGCCUGCAGAUCCCCCUACAUCCCCCUACACGCCUGCAGAUCCCCCUACAUCCCCCUACACGCCUGCAGAUCCCCCUACAUCCCUCUACACGCCUGCAGAUCCCCCUAGAUCCCUCUACACGCCUGCAGAUCCCCAUACAUCCCCCUACACGCCUGCAGAUCCCCCUACAUCCCCCUACACGCCUGCAGAUCCCCCUACAUCCCCCUACACGCCUGCAGAUCCCCCUUCAUCCCCCUACACGCCUGCAGAUCCCCCUACAUCCCCCUACACGCCUGCAGAUCCCCCUACAUCCCCCUACACGCCUGCAGAUCCCCCUACAUCCCCCUACACGCCUGCAGAUCCCCCUACAUCCCCCUACACGCCUGCAGAUCCCCCUACAUCCCCCUACACGCCUGCAGAUCCCCCUACAUCCCCCUACACGCCUGCAGAUCCCCCUACAUCCCCCUACACGCCUGCAGAUCCCCCUACAUCCCCCUACACGCCUGCAGAUCCCCCUACAUCCCCCUACACGCCUGCAGAUCCCCCUACAUCCCCCUACACGCCUGCAGAUCCCCCUACAUCCCCCUACACGCCUGCAGAUCCCCCUACAUCCCCCUACACGCCUGCAGAUCCCCCUACAUCCCCCUACACGCCUGCAGAUCCCCCUACAUCCCCCUACACCCCUGCAGAUCCCCCUACAUCCCCCUACACGCCUGCCCAUCCCCCUACAUCCCCCUACACCCCUGCAGAUCCCCCUACAUCCCCCUACACGCCUGCAGAUCCCCCUACACGCCUGCAGAUCCCCCUACAUCCCUCUACACGCCUGCAGAUCCCCCUACAUCCCUCUACACGCCUGCAGAUCCCCCUACAUCCCUCUACACGCCUGCAGAUCCCCCUACAUCCCUCUACACACCUACAGAUCCCCCUACCUCCCUCUACACGCCCGCAGCUCCCCCUACACCCCUCUACACGCCUGCAGAUCCCCCUACAUCCCUCUACACGCCUGCAGAUCCCCCUACAUCCCUCUACACGCCUGCAGAUCCCCCUACAUCCCUCUACACGCCUGCAGAUCCCCAUACAUCCCUCUAUAUGCCUUUAUUUCUGUAUACGUCCGUAAAUCCCUGUACACCCCUCUAUACGCCUAUAUAUUUCCGUAUACGCCUGUACAUCACGCUAUACACCUGCACAUCCACAUGCAUCCCUCUAUACGCCUGUAG
Messenger RNA from Hemibagrus wyckioides, 2571 nucleotides. RefSeq names its product adhesive plaque matrix protein-like. The transcript has 2 exons. The record is from RefSeq and is a predicted model, not a curated record. The coding region runs from base 1 to 2571 and encodes 856 amino acids. NCBI's taxonomy places the organism in Eukaryota, Metazoa, Chordata, Actinopteri, Siluriformes, Bagridae.